UCUGCGACUNAGAUCCAGAGGUUACCGAGGAAGCCAGGGCGUUGAAAAAUAUGUGUCCCCUGAGAUUUAUUCUCAUAUUUCUCUCUGCGACUCUUGCCGGCUUCUUCGUUCUCCGUAAUCUCAAAUCGCAACCUCAAGAUUUCGAAGCCGACGAUAAUUCCGAUGCGCAUUCCAACGAUUUGUCUUCCAAUUCUACCUCCUCCAAGGUGACUUCGGCUAUGCAAUCUGGAUUCUGGACGGUGGUUGACAUGGCCAGUGGCCGCUACUUGUGGAGGCAUUUGUUUCCGUCGUCUCAGAAGCGUUCUGAUUGAUGAGAGAUGACGAUACGAUCGGAUUUGCGAUUGCGUUGAACCGAGACGAGCCUUGGGGUUUUGUUUGGAUUAAUUGUAUUGUUCAGGUUCGCCAUUGUUGUUGGAUAGUGCUAUGAAUCUCUCUUGUAUAUCUCCGUCGAUCAAUAAUAUCUCUCUUCCCACUUCUUCCCCCUUUCCUGUAAAUUUUGUAAAACCUCUCUUCUUCGUUAACAUCCAUGUCUGUACCAAAAUAAUACAAUGUGUUCAGAAAUUCCCUAUCGAAAAACGCUUCUGGUCUCAA
Cucurbita pepo subsp. pepo (vegetable marrow) is the source of this 591-nucleotide messenger RNA. RefSeq names its product Methyltransferase-related protein. Lineage: Eukaryota; Viridiplantae; Streptophyta; Magnoliopsida; Cucurbitales; Cucurbitaceae. The record is from RefSeq and is a predicted model, not a curated record.